This is a messenger RNA of Salvelinus sp. IW2-2015, 4140 nucleotides long. The record is from RefSeq and is a predicted model, not a curated record. NCBI's taxonomy places the organism in Eukaryota, Metazoa, Chordata, Actinopteri, Salmoniformes, Salmonidae.
AUGGAUAYCCARAYGGAMAYUAAGAUGAGGAAACAGUCCAUGAAAACCAAAUCUACAAAACGCAAAGAGAAGAAAUACAAAGCCGGGAAGCUUUUCAGYAGGAAAUCGUUGAAGUCCGUUGGGAAUUUUAUGAGCAGGAUACUGAAAACUUUGGGAACUUUGGCACACUUUGGCGACGUCGAGCCACCUGACGGUGAGGAUGAUGAUGGCGGGUUCAGAGACAGCGCCGCGUGCACGUUGAGUGCCAACUCAGGGAAUUUUAAUAAAGAUGAACUUCAYGUCUCGAGGGAGAUUAAGGUGAAGAAGAGCGCCUCAACUUUGUCUUCUCAUGGAUCUAUAAAAGACAGGCUGUCGUGGUGCUAUGGCGACAAAACUCCWGGAGUCCUUGGGUUGAAGAAUCAUGGAAACACUUGUUUCAUGAAUGCGGUGGUUCAGUGCCUCAGUAAUACGGACCUGCUGGCCGAGUACCURGGUUUGGAACAAUACAAGUCUGAUUUGUGUCAGGGGAGAGUAAACGGAAUUGUAAAAAACGAAGACGCUCAACUUGCCAGGGGUGAGGUGACCACACAGUUGGCAUCCUUGGUGCGGGCGCUUUGGACCCUUGAAUAUACCCCUCAACUGUCCGUGGAAUUCAAGAGUAUUGUGUCCAAGUACGGCUCUCAGUUCAGGGGGAACUCUCAGCACGAUGCCCUGGAGUUCCUGCUCUGGCUCUUGGACCGGGUCCAUGAGGAUGCCAACCCCACCACCAACAACAACCACAGCAGCAGCAAGACCAAAGCCAACGGAAAGCCCAGUGGCCUCCAGUUCCCGGCACCGCUAGAGGGACGCGACUAUGAGCCAUCCUGUGCGUGCUCCAGAGCCCUGUACGCAACUGUGGUGCUCCCCGCACAUCCGCGCCUGAGGUGCGUGCCCUCAGCCGAGAGUCAGCCCGGACCUGCAGAGUCCCUCAGCACCGGGACCCUGCAGACGUCCCCUCAGCCGGACCUGCCGAAGUCCCUCAAGGACCCGGACCUGCCCCAGUGUCCGCUUCAGCCCGCGGGGACGCUGCCCAGAGGUCCCUCAGCCCGAGGACCGUGCCGAGAGUCCCUCAAGCUUCGCCAGGAACCUGUCAAGAGUCCUCCAGGAUCCGAGGACCGCCUGCGCCCUUAUCUACGGGCCCGCUGGGGGAGGGGAGAGAGCCUGUCUCCGGCCCAGCAGCAGCACACCAGCCUGGGACGCGGCACAAGCUUCGUCCAGGACCACUUUCAGGCACAGUACAGGUCCUCCCUGACAUGUCCACUUGCCUUAAACAGAGCAACACCUUUGACCCCUUCCUCUGCAUCUCACUGCCAUUCCCUACGGCAAACCAGGUGUAUGAGUGUGACCCUGGUGUUCAGUACUAAGGGUCAGAGGUAUCUACGUGUUGGUCUGGCUGUGCCUCUCAUCGGCUCCAUCUCCUGCCUACGUGCCAUGGUUGCUGAGGAGGGCAAGACCACYCCAGACCAGGUGGUCCUGUCAGAGCUCUAUGCCACCGGCUUCCAGCGUUCGUUCUCUGACGACGACGAUCUGACCAGCAUUGCCGAGAGCGAUGUGGUCUAUGCCUUCCAGGCUCCGCCCCUCCACACACGGGGAGGCUCCACGCGAAUCUCGGGCUACAACCACAGCCUCCCAUCCUCGCCGUACACCUCAGGGCCAGAGGGUCAAAGGUUACCCCCAUCGACCACUCUGUCCUCAGAGUUUCUGAACCACGGUGGUUCCACCAAGGUCCUCCUCGUAAUCUGCAACACGGCAGGCUCUGGCCAGCAGGCUGUCAGGUUCGGCCCUCCCUUCCUCAUGAGAGAGGAGCGUACCCUGUCCUGGGACCAGCUCCAGCAGAGUAUCCUCAGCAAGCUCUAUUACCUGAUGCUGAACGGAUCACAGGCACAGAAUGCAGGGUUGCUGUUCAAGGUCAGAGUGGUGGGAGGAUCUGCCUCCUACAGCUACCUGUCCCCACAAGAUGGACGCCCUCUCUUCCACCCUGCCGUGGACAGAGCCCUGAAGUUAUGUGGCCCGGGAGGACCACCCCACGUGAAGCUGGAGAUUGAGUGGGAACACAAGAUCAAAGAAUGUCUGUUUGGUAACAUCCAGGAAGAGGUGGUGAAGGACUCAGAGAGUGUGAGAGUCCAGCAGCAGCAGCACCUGCAGCAGCACAGCUGUACCCUGGACGAGUGCUUUCAGCUCUACACCAAAGAGGAACAGCUGGCCCCAGACGACGCAUGGAAGUGUCCCCACUGUAAGCAGCUCCAGCAGGGCAUGGUGAAGAUGUCCCUGUGGACCCUCCCCGACAUCCUCAUCCUCCACCUCAAACGCUUCCGACAGGUGGGCGAGCGGCGCAACAAGCUGUCCACCCAGGUGCGCUUCCCCCUGGCCGGGUUGGACAUGGCCCCCCACGUGGUGAAGAGGUCCCAGAGCAUGAGGAACCUGGGGGACCUGGGACCCUGGCCCCCCACAUGGAAACAGCCUGAAGACAGCAGUCAUCAUAUUAGUCACCCAGACAUGGCCCUGCCUCCUGACUUCCUCUAUGACCUCUAUGCAGUGUGUAACCACCAUGGUGGGAUGCACGGCGGACAUUACACAGCGUACUGCAGGAACUCAGUGGACGGUCAGUGGUACAGCUAUGACGACAGCAGUGUGGACCUGGUGCCUGAGGAGGAGGUGUGUACCAGGGGGGCCUACAUACUGUUCUACCAGAGACGUAACGUCAUUCCCCCCUGGUCCGCCAGCAGCUCAAUCAGAGGCUCCACCAGUUCCUCCAUGUCGGACCACUGGCUGGUCCGUCUGAAUGGGGACAGUAAGAGGGGUAGUCUGGUGUCUCGCUCCUCCACCACCUGCCCCUCCUCUGUCCCCGACUCCCCAGAAUCCCCGGUCUUCCUUGAUGACCCGCCCAGAGAGGAGGAAGGUGGUUUUGAGACCAGGCCGUUCAUACGGGGCAUCCAGGGUCGUAGCGUCAGCAUGAGGACCCCCACUAAGAACAAAGAGACACUGAACAAGGUCCUACCGCUACGCUGGUCGUUCGGCUCCAAGGACCACCGAAAAAUUGCAGCCGAGGCCGCCCCUGCUCCCAUCCCCACCCCUGCCCCUGUGGAACUGGUGGAGUACCUAGAGUCUGGAAGAAGACCUCGCUGCACCAAGGACUCUAUAGUCAAUUUAAUGAUGGGCUCUGAGAGCCGUAAGGGUCCUGCCAUCAGCUCCCCCAGUGUGGGAAGCAGCCUGAACUGCAUGGGACAACCAGAGUCUCUGCAGAUGCCAGAGGGCCAGAGAAGACCAGUCACAGACAAGACAGGGAGUCUGAGACGAAGUAGCAAAGGGUCCCAGCAGCAGCAGAGAGACCAGGGGGAUCAGAGAGACCAGAGGGACGAGGGUAGGAUGGGCAGUAGUAGUAGUACUAACACUCUGACCAGGAGGAGUACCAAGAAGAGUAAGGAGAAGGACCAGGGAAAGCCCCAAGAGGCCCCGUCUAGGAGGGGGUCUAGUGCAGGCGUCCAGUCCAGCUCCAGCACCCACAGCCUCAGGGACAGAGACUGGGAAGGCACCCUGAGGAGAGGGGCCAAGGGCCWCCAGGYCCCACCACCAYGGGACRYUCUGGRACCACCCGAGGGAGAAAAGASKAGGAAYGGUGAGAAGGUAGAGGAGGCCUCCAAGAGCCACGAGGGGCUMCUGUCUUUCUUCAAGAGCAACUUCAAGAAGAAGGACAAGGAGURGUCAUCUUCUCGCAAGUSCGACUCUGGAAAAGUUGGCGACGUCYGCGGGUCCAGCACCUCRCGGCUGUCCCUGUCCAGUGGAGCCCCAGGKGGGGCCACGAAGACGGGYGAGGSGAAAUCCAARGGAGCCCCCCGCAACGGGGGWGCCAAUCGUCUCGGAGACGAGCUACCCAACGGUAAAGCCAGACGCGCCGCUGCUGCCGAUAUCAAACGCUCUCAGAGCUCAUCCAACAUCCCCAGCAAGGAGGAAUCUAGCAUGCGAAGGACCGCCUCUUUACACCGUAAAGGGCUGUCCCAUGGCGUGGCUCCGCCCCCUCGCAGCCUCACAGCCGAGAAGCCCUCCUACGGUACCCUGCAGAAGACUCGCUAUAGUACCAACUCACUGGGACGCAAGAGGACUGUCCCCGAGUCCAGCUUUUAG